AGUGGUAUGACCCGCAGCAUAAAACAUGGACAGGCUCUGUAACUCCAACUGACGACUUCAAACCGACAACGAAUACGAAGCAGACGCGCAGUCACCCCGAAAAAGUGCAAAAAUGGAGUGGACCCCAAUGGAAAUCAACCCCGAGAUGCUGAACAAGAUGAUGAUCAACCUCGGUGUGGGUGAAAGCUGGCGCUUCUCAGACGUGCUGGGAUUUGAGAAGGACCAACUCUCUGCUGUCCCCAAACCUUGCUGUGCAUUGAUGCUGCUAUUCCCACUGACCCAACAGCACGAGUCGUUCAGGCAGCAGCAGGCCGACAGUGUUACAGACGGCUCUGGGGUUUAUUUCCUGAAGCAGACUGCUUCCAAUUCCUGUGGCACGAUCGCCAUGCUGCAUGCUGUGGCCAACAACAAAAGCAAAAUGUCAUUUGAGGGUGGCUCUGCCCUGAAGAAGUUUCUAGAUGAGACUGCUAACAUGUCUGCUGAUGACCGUGCCAAACAUCUGGAGAAGAACAAGGCAAUCUGGGAGGCUCACAAUGAGGUUGCGGCGCAGGGCCAAUGUAGGCCGGAAGCCGACAAAGUCAACUUCCACUUUAUCGCCUUUGUCAAUGUAACUGGACAACUUUAUGAAUUUGAUGGGAGAAUGAAUGGACCUGUGAAGCAUGGCGCUACCAAGGAUGACUCCUUCGUAAUGGAUGCAGCCAAAGUGUGCCGUGGCUUCAUUGAGAGGGAGCAAGGCGAGGUCCGUUUCUCAGCGGUGGCUCUUAGUCACAGUUAGAUAUUCGGCAGGACAUGCUUUAAAGUUGUAAACCCAAAUGUUCUAAAGCAUUCACAUGACAAACACAAUCAACAGGCACCUAGAACAACCUGUGAACCCACGCAUCUGCAGGCACUAUGCACUAUAAAGCACAUAUUGUUGCCACAUACGGUUCUUUCAUCUCAAGAACAAAGAACACUAACUCACCAUUAACCCUUUUGUUCUACUGAGAUAAGCUUGUCCACACUGUUUUAUGUGACUUCAUUCAGCAAUGGGACUUGUAAAACAUGAGGUCAGAUAUCCCCACUACGUGUGUUUGUGUGUGCGCAUUGGUCUUUCUUGCGAGUUUGUUUUUGUAUGUGAUGAAGCUUUUCAAAGUAAAAAAAAAAAAAUUCUGAUGCUUGAAUACCUUUUUGUGCCAAUACAUAUAAAAUGGAGUGAGAAAGAAAAGGCAGAAUUCUUUUCCCCAAAUGCCUUCAGCUUAUAAGCAUCUGACAUUCCUCAGAACAGCACACGUCGAAAUAAUUUAACCAGUGUUUGCGGAUUAACAAAACCUUUUUUGCAUUUUGGUCUUGGGUGACUGUAAAAAAAAACAAAAAAAAUUGUUACUGGUGGAAUGCAGUAGUUGUUUGAAAAGAAAAAAAAAUACAUUUGAGAUGUUUGCACUUUUGAAAACUGAUUUUCACUUAAUCUGUAAAUGUUCAAAUACACUAGUGUGAAGUUAAAUGCAAAACUUCCAAAGGCGAACAUAAAAAGCUGCUCUGCUGGGUAGUUGUUGUGCAGGGUGCUAGUUCUGUAUUCUUAUGCUGUUCCCUAACUGUACCUUUUUAUGCACCUUCAAAUACUAUGUUGCUGUGGUUCUGUUUAUGAAGCAGCUGUGGGUUUCAAUAAAGCAACCAUUAUACCUGUG
Molecule: messenger RNA, 1664 nt
Organism: Gasterosteus aculeatus aculeatus (three-spined stickleback)
Lineage: Eukaryota; Metazoa; Chordata; Actinopteri; Perciformes; Gasterosteidae
Gene: uchl1
Product: ubiquitin carboxyl-terminal esterase L1 (ubiquitin thiolesterase)
Biological process (GO): protein deubiquitination; ubiquitin-dependent protein catabolic process
Cellular component (GO): cytoplasm
Molecular function (GO): cysteine-type deubiquitinase activity
Source: RefSeq, a predicted model, not a curated record